CCCCAAUAGAGUAGGCAGUGAAAGGGUUAAGUGCAGAGAGGACAGGGAUCAGGAUUGGGGGGUGGUGGGAGUCCCGGUGAUGGGAGUGCGGGUGGUGGGAGUGCGGGUGAUGGGAGUGCGGGUGGUGGGAGUGCGGGUGGUGGGAGUGCGGGUGGUGGGAGUGCGGGUGGUGGGAGUGCGGGUGGUGGGAGUGCGGGUGGUGGGAGUCCGGCAGGUGGGAGUGCGGGUGGUGGGAGUGCGGGUGGUGGGAGUCCGGCAGGUGGGAGUGCGGGUGAUGGGAGUGCGGGUGGUGGGAGUGCGGGUGGUGGGAGUGCGGGUGAUGGGAGUCUGGGUGAUGGGAGUGCGGGUGGUGGGAGUGCGGGUGGUGGGAGUCUGGGUGAUGCAGAUGGUAAAGCAGAAUCUCCAUGGUGGAAAUGCCAGGCACAGGGAUCAAACAAGGUUUGGGGUAUUGAGGGUGGUAUCUGUCAUGUCAGCUGGCACAACUGGUACAGGACAGUAGAACAAAAUCAGUAGUCUGAGGAGUCAUUGCAGGUAGUCGGGGACUUGUCCGCGGUGUGAGAUGCCAGGUGACUUGUCCCAUUGGGUGGCACAGUAAAUGGUGAAGGUAUAAUAGUCAGUGGUCACAGGUUAAUGCCGGGUAGAUGAAGAGAAGAUGCCAGGAGGGGAAAUACUGUAAUGGAGUAGAUAUGGCAGCUGCCAGGCAGAGGUCCAAGGUAGAUGCUGCUGCACAGGAGGUGAACGGCUGGAAAUGCCAGGCACAGAAGAUCAGAUACCAGGAGAUGCCAGGAACAGAAGAUCAGAUACCAGGAGAUGCCAGGCACAGAAGAUCAGAUACCAGGAGAUGCCAGGCACAGAAGAUCAGAUACCAGGAGAUGCCAGGCACAGAAGAUCAGAUACCAGGAGAUGCCAGGCACAGAAGAUCAGAUACCAGGAGAUGCCAGGCACAGAAGAUCAGAUACCAGGAGAUGCCAGGCACAGAAGAUCAGAUACCAGGAGAUGCCAGGCACAGAAGAUCAGAUACCAGGAGAUGCCAGGCACAGAAGAUCAGAUACCAGGAGAUGCCAGGCACAGAAGAUCAGAUACCAGGAGAUGCCAGGCACAGAAGAUCAGAUACCAGGAGAUGCCAGGAACAGAAGAUCAGAUACCAGGAGAUGCCAGGCACAGAAGAUCAGAUACCAGGAGAUGCCAGGAACAGAAGAUCAGAUACCAGGAGAUGCCAGGCACAGAAGAUCAGAUACCAGGAGAUGCCAGGAACAGAAGAUCAGAUACCAGGAGAUGCCAGGCACAGAAGAUCAGAUACCAGGAGAUGCCAGGAACAGUAG
This is a messenger RNA of Hyla sarda, 1322 nucleotides long. RefSeq lists its product as uncharacterized. The record is from RefSeq and is a predicted model, not a curated record. The transcript is spliced from 2 exons. Lineage: Eukaryota; Metazoa; Chordata; Amphibia; Anura; Hylidae. The coding region runs from base 642 to 1322 and encodes 226 amino acids.